Messenger RNA from Populus nigra (black poplar), 3957 nucleotides. RefSeq lists its product as uncharacterized. The transcript has 5 exons. NCBI's taxonomy places the organism in Eukaryota, Viridiplantae, Streptophyta, Magnoliopsida, Malpighiales, Salicaceae. Bases 1 to 3957 code for a protein of 1318 amino acids. The record is from RefSeq and is a predicted model, not a curated record.
AUGUUGAACACCACAACCACAAAAAACCAAAACAACAAGAACCAUGCCAUCAAACCUGCACCCACUGCCAUCCAGACUUCAUGGGCUGAUAGAGUUCGGGUUUCAGACUCUAGCACUAGAUUCAUUUUAGAUCCCAUCCCUCGACAACCGGUGGGGCAUUGCCUUAAGAUCACAGAGCAAAUGUUAUUGGAGAAUACAUCACAAUGGACGAGAUGUAUGGUUGGUUUCUUUCCAGGUUUUAAAAUGCCUUUUCAUGCCGUGAAUACAAUUGCAUCUAGGGUUUGGCGUCCAUAUGGACUUGAGAAUGUAAUGACAACAACCAAUGGCUUCAUGUUAUUUCGGUUUAAAACGAAAGAAGAAUUGCAUGCUGUCCUUGAGAAGGGACCAUGGAUGUUUGGAGGCAAGAACAUUAUCCUUCAACAAUGGCACCCACGUUUCAAGUUUGACAAAAGGAAAAUAUCCACUUUACCAGUGUGGAUCCGUCUCCAUGGACUGCCUUUUCCUCUUUGGUCCAAACAAGGAUUAAGCUUAGCGGCAAUCAUGGUUGGCCGCUCACUUUCUUGUGAUGAACUCACUUAUAGCUGCACCAGGUUAGAAUAUGCAAGACUGUGUGUUGAAAUUGAUGCUGCACUGCCAUUUACUCAUAGUUUUGAGAUUGAUUGUCCUUUAUCUACUGAGCCUAUCACUGUUACUGUGGAAUAUGAGUGGAAGCCAUCUCGCUGUGAAAAAUGCCAACUUUUUGGGCACUCUUGUCCUCCUACAUUAAUCCCAAACCCACCCUCUUCACCAGCCACGAAUGUUCAUCCUUCACUUUCUAAGCCGAUCCCAACACCUACAACAUUGUCCCCCAUUCUAGCUAUGAAUGCUCAGCCUCUCCCAUUACAUGAUCCUCUAAUUAUUGACCAGUCUCCCAAAAUGGCCACUUCAAAUAUGGAUACAAUACCACAAACGAUACCAGCUCCCCACAUCCAACCCACAUUACCCCCCUCCAACACUGCCAUCAUACCACAAAUAUCACCAACACCAUACACCCUGCCCACAAUACCCCUUCUCCCAACCCCACUACCCUUACCAUCACCACCUCAUCCACACACCACUCAUGAUCCCCUGCCAGUUCCACAAGUAUCAGUGGACGACUGUGAAUCUAGCCAAGCUGCAGAUCAUGACUUUUCUGCAUUUGAUAAUCACCACCUCAAUACUGAUGCAUGUGUUGAGAGCAAAAUGGAUUCCUUACGAACCCUUAGUGACACAUCCUCUACUGCUUUAGAAGUAUUGGGAGGCAAUUCACCAACUUCUGCACCCCGCACUGCCAUUGUGUCUCAAUCUCCUUCUCCAUCUCCUAAGACAGUUAGGAAAAAGAAGGGAGGGCGGAAGCGCAAGGAGAAAACUGCCCAUGCAUGGGCAAAAAACAAUAAUCUCGACAUUUUUGGCCUCUUGGAAACAAAGAAACUAAACCUCACCUGCACACAUUCAGCCUCACAAUGGUUGACUUGUGAGGUCACUCAAGUAAGCUCACCUUCACCUAUCAGAAUCACUUUUACUUAUGGCCACAACACUCCCGCUGCCAGGCUAGCUCUUUGGGCAUACAUUAACCAGGAGAGUCAUUCUACUGUUGGCAUCCCUUGGAUUGUGUUAGGUGAUUUUAAUGCCAUCUUGCAAGCAAGUGACCGUUCGGGAGGGGACAAUCAUUGGCCUCGUUAUCAAGAUGAUUUUAAUGCAUGCAUCAAUCAGUCUGAGCUACUGCAAGUUCCAUACUCAGGCCUUAAAUAUUCAUGGCACAAUGGUCAACAUGGAGACAACACCAUUCAAAAGAAACUGGACUGGAUAUUUGGCAACCCUUGUCUAUUUUCAAUGUGGCCUGCAACAUAUGCAACAUUCCAACCUCGAACCAUUUCAGAUCACAAUGCAAUGGUAUUACAUCUUCAGUGCCACAACCACCCUCGCAGAUCUCCAUUCCAAUUUUUGAAUGCUUGGGCUGACCGCAAUGACUUUCUUUCCAUUGUCCACGACUCUUGGUCCCUCCCUGUAACUGGCAAUCCCAUGUUCAAAUUGACAACAAAAUUGCAGCGUCUGAAGCUUCCACUAUGUAAGCUACACAAACAACAUAGAAGUUCUAUCACCAGUAGAGUUGCCCAAGCUAAAGCUGCAUGGGUUGCAGCACAAUUCACUCUUGAUGAGAACCCUACACUACAGGAUGCUAGAGCUGCUGAACGACAUCUUGCAUUAAAAUACAUGCAGUUAUGCAAAGAUGAGGAAUCCUUCUUCAAGCAAAAAUCUAGAGAUGAGGAUGGCAACAUAAUACAUGAUCAGCAGGAAUUAGGGAACACGGCUUCCAAAUAUUUUCAACGUCUUCUUACAGCUCCUAGUUGCACACAAACUGCGGAAGUUGUGAACAUAUUCCCUAAUACAAUAUCAGAAGCUUCAAGCACAGCUUGCACUGCCCCUAUCACCAAUGAAGAUAUUAAAUCUGCUUUGUUCUCAAUCCCUGAUAAUAAGUUAAAGGAAGCUCUCACUGAUGUCAUUGGUCUCUCUCAAUCCGCUUUCUUACCUGGCAGAAGCAUUUCGGAUGCCAUUCUUCUCACCCAAGAACUCAUGCAUAAUUAUCAUCUCAACACAGGACAAGGCCGGUGUGCUUUGAAAAUUGAUCUGAAAAAAGCAUUUGACACUGUUAGUUGGGAGUAUAUUAUUGCCAGCCUUACUGCUAUAGCCAUUCCCCAGGAGAUGAUCAACUGGAUUACAACUUGCAUCACCUCAGUUCAUUACACCAUAAGUCUUAAUGGUGACAUGCAUGGUUUCUUCAAAGCAACACGAGGUAUUCGGCAAGGAGAUCCUCUAUCGCCAUACCUCUUUGUCUUGGCGAUGGAAGGCUUGGGAGGCAUAAUUCACCGUGCAGUUCAAGCUCCCACAUUCAAGUAUCAUUGGAGGUGCAAGCCAACUAAUUUAACUCAUCUUAGUUUUGCAGAUGACCUCAUGCUAUUCUGCCAUGCUGAUCUUGGAUCCAUAGAGGUGUUGAAAUCAAGCUUAGCCAAGUUCUCAUCCAUCUCAGGUUUAUCCAUCAACCAUGCCAAAAGCAAGCUUUAUAUGUCUGGCAUUGAUGCCAAUUUGCGAACCACAAUUGCAGACUUCCUGGGAAUACAGGAGACCACUCUGCCUGUAAAGCAUCUAGGUGUUCCUCUAAUAUCCACCCGACUUACCCAUGCAGAUUGCACACCUCUGGUUGAGCGAAUAACUGCAAGAAUUAAGCUGUGGACAUCUAUUUCUCUUACAUAUGCGGGUCGGCUACAACUGAUCAAAUCCAUCUUGUUUUCUAUUCAAGUUUACUGGUCAUCUAUCUUCAUACUUCCAGGUGCAACUAUAAAGAAGAUUGAGAGUAUUAUGGCAGCUUUCCUGUGGAAAGGCACGACCCUAUCUACAGCAGGGGCAAAGGUUGCAUGGAGCUCCGUCUGCUACCCACUACAGGAAGGAGGCUUAGGCAUCAAACGUCUAAAAGCAUGGAACAGGGCAGCAAUCAUCAAACAUAUAUGGCGUUUACUCACUCAAACCGAAUCCAUAUGGACAUCCUGGGUAACAACACACUUGCUUCGUGGCAGAUCAAUAUGGCACAUCAACAUCCCAUCUAAUCCAUCUUGGUCAUGGAGGAAAAUAUUGGAGAGCCGAGAAUGGUGUAGAGGGUGGUUCAUCACAAGCAUUGGCAAUGGAUCCUCAACAUCUCUAUGGUAUGAUUACUGGCUACCGGAUGGAAAGAGGCUCAUAGAUUCCCAUUCAAUACGAACUCUCACAUCUACAGGGCUACCAUGGACAGCGAGAGUUUCAGCUAUCAUCAACGGAGGGCAAUGGAACUUUCCUUGGACAUAUCUCUACUGCAUGCAACAUGGAACUCCAUCCUCUUCCAUCCCAAAAUCUACACAGACGAUCACUGCAUAUGGAAGGGACAUCCAUCAGGGACAUUCACCGUAG